AUGCUUAGUAUUCUCAUAAUUGUAGUGAGUCUUACUUCUUUUUCAUUCAUUCAAUAUUUAUUCUUUAUUGUGACUAAUAUAUUCUUCACCUAUCUUCUUUCUUCCCCUUCUUUAUUUUUUUCUUUUUCUUCCCUUCUUUAUUUUUUUCUUCUUUCUUCCCCUUCUUUUUUUUUCUUCUUUCUUCCCCUUCUUUUUUUUUUUCUUUCUUCCCCUUCUUUAUUUUUCUUCUUUCUUCCCCUUCUUUAUUUUUCUUCUUUCUUCCCCUUCUUUAUUUUUCUUCUUUCUUCCCCUUCUUUAUUUUUCUUCUUUCUUCCCCUUCUUUAUUUUUCUUCUUUCUUCCCCUUCUUUAUUUUUCUUCUUUCUUCCCCUUCUUUCUUUUUCUUCUUUCUCUCCCUUCUUUUUUUUCUUCUUUCUUCGCCCUUCUUUUUUUUUUUUCUUUCCCUUCUUUUUUUUCUUCUUUCUCCUUCUUAUUUUUUCUUUUUUUCUUCUUUCUCGCCCUUCUUUUUUUCUUCUUUCUCGCCCUUCUUUUUUUUCUUCUUUCUCGCCCUUCUUUCUUUUUCUUCUUUCUCGCCCUUCUUUCUUUUUCUUCUUUCUCGCCCUUCUUUCUUUUUCUUCUUUCUCGCCCUUCUUUCUUUUUCUUCUUUCUCGCCCUUCUUUCUUUUUCUUCUUUCUCGCCCUUCUUUCUUUUUCUUCUUUCUCCCCUUCUUUCUUUUUCUUCUUUUUCCCUCCUUUUUCUUCUUUCUUUUCACUUUCUUUCCUCCUUUUUCUUCUUUUUCUCUUUCUUUCCUCCUUUUUCUUCUUUUUCUCUUUCUUUCCUCCUUUUUCUUCUUUUUCUUUCUUUCCUCCUUUUUCUUCUUUUUCUUUCUUUCCUUUUUUCUUUUUUCUCUUUCUUUCCUUCCUUUUUCUUCUUUCUCUUUCCCUCCUUUUUCUUCUUUUCUUUCUUUCCACUUUUCUUUUCUUCUUUCUUUUGUUUCUUUCUUUCUUCCCCUUCUUUCUUUUUCUUCUUUUUUCUUCUAA
This is a messenger RNA of Acanthosepion pharaonis, 1017 nucleotides long. The record is from the annotation of a GenBank genome assembly. NCBI's taxonomy places the organism in Eukaryota, Metazoa, Mollusca, Cephalopoda, Sepiida, Sepiidae.